GAGAGAGAGAUUCAGAGAGAGAGAUUAGAGAGAGAACGAAAGUCAAGUGUCUACGGCUCUGAAAGCUGAAUCCCAAGAAGCUUGGGGGGAAUAGAAUACACACAGCCACCGAACAACGAUGCACCUCAUAAAUGCUGUGGCGGUAGUACGGAUGGCCUCCAGAGGUAUGGGAUUAGAGGAGCAAUCGACAUCAAUUCCAUUCGGAUCCGCCUGGUUCUUCGUAUACGCCGGCAUCUCAUGCGUCCUCGUCCUUUUCGCCGGCAUCAUGUCCGGUCUUACUCUUGGACUCAUGUCUCUCGGUCUCGUCGAACUCGAGAUCCUCCAACGCAGCGGCACUACCACCGAGAAGAAACAAGCUGCGGCUAUCUUACCUGUUGUUCAGAAGCAACACCAACUUCUUGUGACUCUGCUUCUCUGUAAUGCCUGUUCUAUGGAAGCCUUGCCUAUAUACUUGGAUAAAUUGUUCAACCAAUAUUUAGCUAUUAUCCUCUCUGUGACAUUUGUUUUGGCAUUUGGCGAGGUAAUCCCACAAGCGAUAUGCAGUAGAUAUGGGUUAGCUGUAGGUGCAAAUUUUGUUUUGCUUGUUCGCAUAUUGAUGGUAAUAUGCUACCCGAUUGCUUAUCCAAUUGGAAAGAUGCUGGACUAUGUACUUGGGCACAAUGAUGCAUUGUUUAGAAGGGCACAAUUAAAAGCUCUCGUAUCAAUUCAUAGCCAGGAGGCUGGUAAGGGUGGUGAAUUGACACAUGACGAGACUACCAUCAUUAGCGGGGCCCUUGACUUAACUGAAAAGACGGCUGAGGAGGCAAUGACACCAAUUGAAUCCACAUUUUCCUUAGACGUGAACUCAAAAUUGGACUGGGAGGCAAUGGGGAAGGUCCUUGCUCGUGGUCAUAGCCGAGUUCCUGUAUAUUCUGGAAAUCCCAAAAAUAUUAUUGGUCUCUUGCUGGUCAAGAGUUUGCUAACAGUUCGUCCAGAAACAGAGACUCCCGUCAGUGCAGUUUCCAUCCGAAGAAUUCCACGGGUUCCAUCUGAUAUGCCCCUUUACGAUAUCCUGAAUGAGUUCCAAAAGGGUAGCAGCCAUAUGGCAGCGGUGGUGAAAACGAAGAGCAAAAGCAAAAUUCCUCCUGUGAGUGAAACUGCAGGCGAUGAGAAUAGUAGCAAUAAUAAUAAUGUCACCACUAGUGGGGAUUCACAAUUAAGGACUCCUUUACUCCCAAACAAGCAAGGAGAAAAGCCUGAAAGCAUUGUUGUGGAUAUCGAGUCAAAGGCAUCUUCUACUACCACAAUAAACAAGAAUACCAUCUCUCAACAUAACGAUCCAUCAACAUAUGGUUUGCCUACAUUGUCAGAAGAUAUUGAAGAGGGUGAAGUUAUCGGUAUCAUCACUUUGGAAGAUGUUUUUGAAGAACUUCUGCAGGAGGAGAUUGUAGAUGAGACCGACGAAUAUGUUGAUGUUCAUAAAAGGAUACGAGUGGCUGCAGCGGCAGCAGCUUCAUCAAUGGCUCGAGCCCCGUCUAGUAGAAGAUUGAAUGCUGGCCAUAUAAAGACAACAGGCUUAGGAGCAGGUGGAGGGCAGAAUAAGCUAGUGCAGACCCCAAGGAGGAACACUGAAGAGGAUGUGGCUAAGUCUCAAGGAGGUGGUCUUGGCGAGCCACUUUUAGAUAAUAAGAAACCCGAAAUGGGAAAAAAGAUUUAAAACUGCAAUGAAUGAUUCUUGUUGUAUGUUGUUUAUCUUACAUAAUAUAAGUAUCUCAACUUAAUUGGAAACGAGUUCAAUAAACAAUCAAUUAACCGCCUUCUUUGUGAUGUUUCUUUAUGUAUAAUAUAUAUGUUUGUUUCAUUGUAGAAGAUGAUGAUUAUGAUGUUCAAAUAGGCAACAAUUCAUAUUGUAUGGGCUUCAAAUAUACAGAAAAAAAUACAGUUGUCUGAAAUCAAUUAAGAACUGAAGUUGUUUGUCUUUUUGCCGUACUAAAAACAAGGACACGUAAAGUACUUGUAUACCACAACUUUAUAAGUUAUAAAUUUGAAGGGCCCCUUCAAACUUUAU
This is a messenger RNA of Impatiens glandulifera, 2047 nucleotides long. RefSeq names its product DUF21 domain-containing protein At4g14240-like. The transcript has 13 exons. Gene Ontology annotation, biological process: magnesium ion homeostasis. NCBI's taxonomy places the organism in Eukaryota, Viridiplantae, Streptophyta, Magnoliopsida, Ericales, Balsaminaceae. The record is from RefSeq and is a predicted model, not a curated record. The coding region runs from base 119 to 1696 and encodes 525 amino acids. Gene Ontology annotation, cellular component: intracellular membrane-bounded organelle.